AUGGAUGCAGAACCUUAUGCGAGGUGCACGUAUAUGUUUGAAACAAUCAUGUUCGUUGUUGAUAUGAAGCAUACGUUUAAUGAUAUUGUGAGGGAGGUCUCUGUGGGUUUUAAUCAUUUGAAUCUUGGUUCAUUCGACUUGAGGUAUUCUUUCCCUGGAUAUAAAAGCUGUGUGUUAUCAAGUGAUAUGGAUGUUAAACUGAUGUUUAGGUGUAUGUUUGAUUUUAAAUUGAAUUCUGUUGAUAUUUUGGUGAGGGAUUCUAAUGGGAGCACCAUUUUGGUGCCUUAUUGUCGUGGGAGUAGUAGUUCUACUUCUGCAACAACAUCUUUGGAUGAUGUUUCAUGUGCUUCUUCAUGUUUGUCAGUGGGUUCAAGCAAUAGUAUUGAUGCGAGUGAAUACUUGGGGUGUUAUAGGCCAGAGGCUCCAAAGAGUUAUCUCACUCAUGAGUGGCAGGGCUUUAUAAGGCAUGAGGAUCAAAAGUUCGAAGGGGGGGUGUUAGAAUUUAGGGAAAAGUUGACCAAGUAUGCUAUUGAAACUGGUUUUCUUUUCAAGUACACACGGAAUACCUCAAGUCGUGUUAUUGUAGAGUGUGCUAAGAGAUAUUCUGAUGGUUGUCAAUGGUCUAUUCGCGCUUUGAAGAACAAGGUGAAUGGCUUUUUCUACAUAAAGAAGUUGAAUAAUGUUCACACAUGCAAAGGAGUUCUUAGGCAGCAAAAGAGUAAGCUUUUGGGGUCUCAUGUUGUGAAAUCGGAGAUUGCUAAUGAGUUGAAGUCCAAUCCUCAACUCAAGCCUAAAGAGAUUGUGUCUCGUUUCAAGCAUUCUUUUGGUUUAGAUGUGUCUUAUAAGACUGCUUGGUAUGGGAAGGAAUUGGCUAGAAAAGCUGUCCAUGGUCAUGAUGGUGACUCAUAUUCUCAGCUGCUUUGGUAUCGUGAUGCUAUUUUAUCUAGUAAUCCGGGCUCUUAUUGCAUAUUGGAAACUGAUUCUUUAAGUAAUCGUUUCGAACGUUUCUUCAUUUGUUUUUCUGGUUGCAUUGAGGGCUUUAAGUCAUGCAUUCCGCUUCUGUUCGUGGAUGUUGCUCAUUUGAAGAGUAAGUAUAAGGGAUACAUGCUCUGUGCUACUGGAAAGAAUGGAAACCAAGAGUUCUUCCCCUUUGCAUUUGCAGUUGUAGAUUCUGAAAAUCAUGCGAAUUGGGAUUGGUUUUUUGAUCAUCUAUAUAAUAUCUUGUCUCCGCAAGGUAGAAAUGUGACUUUUGUUAUUGAUCGACACAGCGGACUGUUGAAUGCUGUUGCCAGGGUAUUUCCAGAUUCUCCUCAUUCAUACUGCUACUAUCACCUUAAGGAGAAUGUUAGAGGUGUGUACCGAAAGCAAUCAGCUGGAAAUUAUUUUGUUGACAAGAUUGUGGAGGAAUUUAUGAAAGUUGCUUAUUCACCUACAUUAGCAAGCUAUAACUUCAACUUGCACAACUUGAAGAAAGAAGGUGGUCCGCCUAUUGAAGAGUUUCUGCGAUCUUUGCCGUUGGAAAAGUGGUGCAAUGCAUUUUUCAAAGGAAACAGGUAUGGUGAAAUGGCAAAUAGUGUUGCCGAGUCAUUUAACAAUUGGACUAGAGAUUUGCAUGAGCUUCCUAUAUUUGAGAUGUUUGAAAGCUUAAGGGUUAAGGUUAUGGAGAAUAUGUCUGAGAGGAAGGUUGCAUGCAAGAGGUGGACCACUAUUUUGUGUCCUCCAAUGGAGGCUUUGUUGAAGAAAUCAAUGGAUAUUGGGCGGCAUUGGGCUGUUAGUAUGUCUAGUGAGACUGUUUUUGAAGUUCAUUCAGAUAAAUCAGUGGCGGUUGAUCUUGGGAACAACACUUGCUCUUGCCGUCAAUGGCAAAUUAAUUCAUUCCCAUGUUCUCAUGCUCUUGCUGCAAUCCAAAAGGUUGGAGUGGAACCUGUGUAUAGUUACAUUGAGCCGUUUUACACCUGUCAAAGCUACAUGGAUUCCUACGCGCAUGGUAUUCAUCCUAUACCAAAUAUGGAGAAGUUUUAUGAAAAUGCAGCUAGUUCAACUUCUGUUGUUAAGCCUCCAUUAGUUAGGAGGCCAUCCGGCCGGCCAAAAUCUGUUCGAAUGAAGUCUGCAGCAGAAGGAGGCACGAGGAGGCGUAUCAAGUGUGGCCGGUGUGGUGAGUUGGGGCGCCACAACAAGAUAGCGUGUACUGCGCCAAUCUGA
This is a messenger RNA of Rosa rugosa (rugosa rose), 2202 nucleotides long. RefSeq lists its product as uncharacterized. The transcript has 2 exons. NCBI's taxonomy places the organism in Eukaryota, Viridiplantae, Streptophyta, Magnoliopsida, Rosales, Rosaceae. The coding region runs from base 1 to 2202 and encodes 733 amino acids. Gene Ontology annotation, molecular function: zinc ion binding. The record is from RefSeq and is a predicted model, not a curated record.